Molecule: messenger RNA, 1216 nt
Organism: Bipolaris sorokiniana ND90Pr
Lineage: Eukaryota; Fungi; Ascomycota; Dothideomycetes; Pleosporales; Pleosporaceae
Exons: 4
Coding region: 91-1101 (336 amino acids)
Cellular component (GO): membrane
Molecular function (GO): signaling receptor activity
Source: RefSeq, a predicted model, not a curated record
UUAUAUCUUUCCGGGUGCGCGACAUUUAGGCAAAUGGCAAUUGUUGUACGAUAGAUCUUCCUACUGCACCGUUGCGAUCUAGAUCCGAUAAUGACAUUGCUUACUUGCCAAGGCGCUAGUAAAGAGGAAGCGGGGAUUGUGGAAGGACAGACAAAUGGAUAUGGGAAUUAUGGCACAACCUCAACACAACAGCAGCAUGACCGGUUUGGCAAGAAGAGGGACCGAGACCAAGGUCUUCAGUCUGUGGGUCUCAAUGACGAAGAUGAAUUGCUUGAAUGGGAUGACUUGUUACAUUGGCAACAAGACAACGAGUUUAUACUGACAAAGCACCGACGAGCAACCUUUUCCUACCAGCGCUCGCUUAGGAGUGUGUUCCAAAUUCAUAAUGAGACCGUCAAUAUUUGGUCGCAUAUCUUGGGUACUGCGGGCUUCCUAUAUGCCAUGGCCGCUUUGGGGCUGUAUAUGAGGGAACUGGACAGACAUGCAAAAGAUGAGUUGGCAGUGCUGAUCUACUUCAUCUCGGUCAUAGCAUGUUUCUUUUUUUCCUUUGUUUACCACAUCUUUCUAGACCACAGUCAAAGCACCCGCACAUGGACAAGUCGCUUCGACUACCUCGGCAUCGUGGUUCCUCUCUGGGGCACCACCAUUGCCAGCACCCAUUUUGGCUUUCGCUGCGAACCUGACCUGCGCAAGACUUACACUGUCUUCGUCACGGGCGCAGGACUCGCAUGUGCAGUUACUACACUCCAUCCUUCCUUUACUGGCACAGCUUCCAAGGGUUUCCGAACAGUAACUUAUCUUCUCCUUGGACUUUCUUCAUUCCUGCCCAUUAUUCACGGCUUGCACCUCUUUGGAUGGCAGCAAAUGGAACAGAGGAUGAGUCUGUCCUACUAUCUUGCACUUGGGCUUUGUCACGGCACGGGUGCAAUAACGUAUGCAAGCAAGGUGCCUGAAAGAUGGUAUCUGAAACGUUACGAUCUUGUCGGUAGUAGCCACCAGAUUAUGCAUGUGCUGGUUGUGUGUGGCGCGGUAGCAUAUGGCCUAGGUGUGCUCAAGGCAAGAGAACAUUGGAAAGGCUUCAACUGUGCAGGUCUUCAGUGAAGUGGGUAAGCAGGAUUUUCCCUUGAACAGACUCAAUCUUGUCUCUUUUGUAAAGGUAUUUGCAAGCAUCUUAUCAAGUCACAGCCAUGAAAAGCUGCUCCUUGCAAGAACCCAG